CACGUGACAGGCGGGGCGCGUGACCUGAGGGGCGGGUGAGGCGGGGGCGGAGCCUCGCGCGGGGGCAGCUUCCGGGGGGCCAUGUCGGUGGCGUUCGUGCCGGAGCGACUGCGAGGGAAGGCGGAGGUGAACCAGGAGACGCUGCAGCGGCUGCUGGAGGAGAACGACCAGCUGAUCCGGUGCAUCGUGGAGUACCAGAGCAAGGGCCGCGCCACCGACUGCGUGCAGUACCAGCACAUCCUGCAUAGAAACCUCAUCUAUUUAGCUACGAUUGCGGAUGCGAUGCCACCCGGCGCCCCGAAGCCCGCGGAGUGACUGCACACGACUGGACGCGAGCAGCGGCACUUUCAGAAUCAGUAGAAAUACUUAGUUCAGCCCCACUUUGAGAGCUGAGAAGGUGCAGUCUUGAAAGGCAGGUAAAAGCCAUCCGUGCUUUUGUGUUAACAACAUGGAUGUAGAUUUGGAUUUAUUGCCAUUUGGUAAUGGCUUUUCUCCCAUUAUUGUAAGCAUAACUUAGGGAUGAUAAUUAUUUGAUCACACUUCCUUUUUCCCCCCGGAAAAACUCCUUGUAGAACUACUGCAGCUCUGAAACAGCCUGGUUGUCAGGGCAGCACCACAGCGGUGCCUCUGGAGGGCUGCCUCAGGACCAAGGCUGUGCAGCAACAGGGUAAGAUCUACCUUCAGCCCCUUGUCUCUGCCUCCAGCGUGACAGUGCGAGUUGCGCAGGGCCAUAGAUAAAGCAGCAGACAGUUGUAUAUUGUUUCAUGGGAAUUCUGCUUAAUAAGCUAAAGAUGUUCUUUGUAAACUAACAAAGGAGCAGCUCGGUGAUUUAGUGCAACAGAAAUGUUAACUUCUGUAGGAAAGCUGGGACUGUUGUGUAACUUGGAGCAAUCAAGUGCAAGGGAAAACCUGAGUCUUUAUUUCAGCAAGGGAGGGCUCCGCGUUUGCCCCAGUUGUGUCAACUUUACCUUUUGCUUGAAAUGCUGUGUACUGCAGACUCUGUAAA
Molecule: messenger RNA, 1006 nt
Organism: Cuculus canorus (common cuckoo)
Lineage: Eukaryota; Metazoa; Chordata; Aves; Cuculiformes; Cuculidae
Gene: SS18L2
Product: SS18 like 2
Exons: 3
Coding region: 82-315 (77 amino acids)
Biological process (GO): positive regulation of transcription by RNA polymerase II
Cellular component (GO): nucleus
Molecular function (GO): transcription coactivator activity
Source: RefSeq, a predicted model, not a curated record